CGCCGCCGGGGGGAUUAAUUUGUCUGGGGUACCGGCCUUGCUCCAGAGAGCUGUACCGGACAUCGUAUUCCUUGUGCGGCCGAUGCUUCAGAUGGUCUGAGAACGUGUUGGAUUGCCAGCGACUGUGCGCUACUUGUCUCGCUGGUGGCCGUUGCGACUGCGACUGCUGCGCUCCCGGCCUCCCCCCCGGGGGGCCUGCUCCUUGCCUACGCCUGGCCGCCAGCCAGGCAGCCGCCAGCGGCCGACCCAGGCGGCGCGGGGGGCCCCGAGGAGGAUCGCAUCCUGGGCUCUCUGGGCCCUGCGGGCAGCACCGAUGGGCGGCCGCCGCGGGCGCCGCUCGCGCCUGCCCGCUGCCGCGGCGGCCUGCGCCGCGGCCGCCGCCGCGUCGGCGGCCGAGGCCUUCAGCGCGCCGCCCCAGGGCGCUCCGCCCCGCGCGGCGGGCCCGGCGCCGCGCCUCGGGCCGCGCCCGCCGCGCCAGCCGGGGGCGACGGGCCUGGCCGCGUCGCCCGUGCCGUUCACGCUGCUGGGCCUGACGUCGGAGCAGCUGCUCCCGGUGCAGAUCGCGGGGCUGCUGAGCUGGGCUCUGCUGGUGUUCUUCCCCGGGUGGAAAGGCACAAAGAGUCUUGCCCUCCUGGGCCCCGUGUUCUUCGCACUGAUCUACGCGGCGGCGAUCGUGCACAGCAUCCGGGGCCCGGUGUGCUUGUCCCUGGAAGCCUUCUUGUCAGGGAAGGCGUUCGCCGGCUGGCUGCACUGCUGCGCCUUCGAUCCCCUGGUGGGGCUGGGCGAGGUGCUCGACGCACGCAUAAAGCGCGUGCCGCAUCUGCUCGUUGUGCCGUGCUUGGUGCUGACGUGCUGUUUCGGGCCCGUGGGCUUUUUGGCUUACCUGCUCGUGAGGUCGGUGUGGCUGCUUGGCCGGUGGUCGUUUAGCCCCCGUGGCGUGAGGGGCUUCCUGCUGAGGAAGUGGCGUGAGACACGAAGCCAGAGGUAGACCAGUGCCUCGUUCUUCCAGAUCUUCCAGAGGCCCAGAGGAAGGCCAGGCUAGGGGUAGAGGUAACCAGAUUUUCCAUACCCUCUCCAGAUUGGAACAAGGUAGCGCAGUCAUUGGCGUAAUCGUCACCAUCACCGUCACCAC
This is a messenger RNA of Prorocentrum cordatum, 1132 nucleotides long. The record is from the annotation of a GenBank genome assembly. NCBI's taxonomy places the organism in Eukaryota, Dinophyceae, Prorocentrales, Prorocentraceae.